Dermacentor andersoni is the source of this 4005-nucleotide messenger RNA. Its product is annotated as potassium/sodium hyperpolarization-activated cyclic nucleotide-gated channel 4-like. Gene Ontology annotation, biological process: regulation of membrane depolarization; potassium ion transmembrane transport; sodium ion transmembrane transport. Gene Ontology annotation, cellular component: membrane; HCN channel complex. Gene Ontology annotation, molecular function: voltage-gated potassium channel activity. The record is from RefSeq and is a predicted model, not a curated record. Lineage: Eukaryota; Metazoa; Arthropoda; Arachnida; Ixodida; Ixodidae.
AUGGACGAGGAGGCCCAAGCCACCACGAAGACCUCCAAGAUAAGCCGCACCUCGGUCAAGCGGCGGCGGCUUUCGACGGUGACCGAGCCGACGCUGUGCGACAUGGCUCCGUUGCUGAGCCAGACGUUGGAGAUGGCGCGGCCGCCCGUCAAGGAGUUCCUCAAGCACGGCCUCGACGCACCCAUCGCCAAGCACGGGGCUACACGUGGAGGAACGGCGACUACGACGGCCACCUCCAACGUCAUGCUCGGCUCUCUCCAAGGCACUGGAGUUGAGUGUAACAGCUCAGAACAGACCGCGUCGAGUCAACAGGGAGACUCUUCGUCGAUCAGAGGCUUACGCGCGCUCAUCGGGCUUCGACGCCGUGCGCCCUUGCAGGAGGACGAAAAUGCGAUCGAGAAACGCGAGCAUCUGAAGCGGCAACUGGAGCUGUUCCUGCUUCCCGAGCAUCCGCUUCUGUCUUCGGCGUUGCUUCGGCAGCCAGCCAUCAGUAAGGAGAACGAGCAGCGUCCCUGGAUGAUACACCCCUACGGAAAAUUCAGGGCUCGCUGGGACAUGACGAUGGUGCUUCUGGUGGUGUCCAACGUGGUGCUCAUUCCGGUGCAGGCCGCCUACUUUAGCAGCGUCGAAGACGAGAUCUUCCAGUGGUUGCUCUUCAGCCUCGUCUCAGACGCCGUCUUCGCCGCGGACAUCGUCUUCAACUUUAGAACUGGGGUGAUCGUGGAAGAGGACUACGAGCGCGUGGUGAUGGACCCGGGCUAUGUGGCGCGCAGCUACCUGCGCGGCUUCUUCCUCAUCGACCUGGUGUCCACGCUGCCCUGGGACUACCUGCUCGCCCUCAUGCUCACCCUGUUCAACCACGAGGCCGACGAAGGGGACGCCUCGUUCGCCAUGACCGUGCGCCUCCUGCACCUCACGAAGUUCCUCAAGCUGCUCAAGCUGCUCCGCCUCACCAGGCUCGUCCGGUACCUGGACAACGUCGAGCAGAACUAUUUUUUCUACUCGAGCGGCGUGUACCUGCGGUUAACCAACUACAUCGGGCUGCUGCUGCUCAUUGGUCACUGGAACGCGUGCCUGCAGUUCUUCGUGCCCAGAAUGCAGGGCUUCCCGUCGGACUCCUGGGUCGCCAAACAAGACCUUGUGCGCAAGCCCUGGUUCGAGCAGUACUCCUGGUCGGUGUACAACGCCAUUUCGCAAAUGGUUUCGUGUGGCUACGGGCGCACGCCGGCCGCCAACGUGGCCGACGCGUGGCUCAUGUGCCUCGGCAUGGCCUCCGGCACCGUGGGAUACGCGCUCCUGCUCGGUUUGUGCGCCUCCACCAUACAGACCAUGGACUACUCGAGGCGACUGCUCAGGGAGAAGCUGAAGGAAGUGGAAGACUACAUGCAUUGCCAGAAGUUCCCGACUAAGCUGCGCUCCCGAAUGCGUGACUAUUUCGAGAACCGCUACGAAGGGCGCGUUUUCGACGAGGCCAAGAUUCUCGCAUCGCUCUCGGACCCACUCAGAGAGGAGAUCGUCAACCACAGCAUCCGCACGACGGUUCGCACGGUGCCCUUCUUCGCCCAGUCGGAGCCGACGUUCGUGGCCGAGCUGGUGUCGCGGCUUCGGCACGAGUUCUUCCAGCCGGGCGACCUGAUCGUCAAGCAGGACACGGUGGGCCACAAGAUGUACUUCCUCCAGUCCGGGAAGGUCAACAUCGUCCACGACAACGGGGAGUUCGUCGCCAGCGCGUACGCCGGCGCCUACUUUGGAGAGAUGUGCAUGCUGACCCGGGCCCGUCGGCAGGCGAACGUGGUGGCCGAGACGUACUGCAACGUGCUGUCGCUGUCGGACGAGGACUUCCAGCGGGCGCUCGACAAGCAUCCGCUCAUGCGCCGCGCGCUGGAGGCACUGUGCGCCGAACAGGGCGCCCAGUUGAACCCUGCGGCAAAGUCGCCGCCCUCGCUGAUGUAGCGCAGCCGCACGGCCGCCGAUAGCUAGGUCGUCGCCUCGUUGUGUGUGCGCGCGCCGUGGCGUCCGCAUGUGGGAACCCCGCGCCACCCGAAUGGGUCGUACGCUGCGUGGAGUUUGUGCCGCACAGUUUCCGUGAUCGUUUGCAUAUCGUGUAUGUAGAGACCAAUAACUGUGCCCGGAUGUGUUUAUGCGUGUAGCGCUUCCACAUGCAGCGCCGCGCCGUGCCGAGACUGUGUCCCGCGACGAUACCACGCGGUUGCCAUCUUGGAUCGAGUGAAAAAAAAAAAAAAACGAGAAAGUGUUUCACUUGCUUUUCUUCCCGUUCCCCUCGGAUUAUCCUCUUUUCGCGUCAACCCCCCUCCCCCACCCCCUUUAUUCAGUACUGUGCGUGCAGCUACACGCUUAGUGCAGGCUUCGCAAUGUUGAGUGUGCACUUUUAUUGAUAAGCUACUUUGUUUUGCGAAGACAGCGGUGAUCAUGUGUCAUAGCAUUUGAAACCUCGACAUUAGUCGAGUCGCUAGGCGAUUCUGUUUAGAAGAGACGUUUUCAUUACGCGCGCGUGGGAGACGCUCGUCUUUCUUUUGUGUACUUGUUCCUCUCUUUCUUUUCCUUCGAUUUUGUACGUGUACAGUUGCGCCAGUUACCCGCAUUGUUCAGCGACUUGUUGAACAAUAAUGACAACGUGAAAAUUCGCAUUCGUUUAGUGCUCCAGGUACGUAACAGCUCUGCCCACCGUUCGACGCUGUUGGAAUAUCCGUAUCAACAAGGACAAAAUGCUCCCGCCUAUACAUCCUGGCUACAUCGGCCGCAGCAAAUGCGCUCGAAGGCUAACUCCUUGCUGUCAGGUGGUCGUUAAAUCACGACUUUUAUGACAGCAGGUAAAAAAAGCACAGCUUACAGGGUGAGUCGGUACCAAAACCAACCUCCUUUAUUCGCAAACGAGAAUAGAAGGGAAAAAAUUAAAGAAGCAAUUUCUUCUGAAGUCGUGUUCACGUAGAGGCGCUUUCUGGGAAAAAAAGAUGUGCCGUCUACCUACAGCAGCAAGAUGAUAUUUAUUUAUUUUCCUCCUUUCUUCUUUCCUUUUUUCCUUCUUUUCCUUGGCUACGAACUGUGUUUCCCUGUGAAUUUCGUAUGCGAGUUUUCUCCUCGUAGAACCCUGCUGCAUUCGAAUAAAACGUAAGCUCUCUUUCACAAUAAAUUUGUGCCUCUAGAAUUGUAUUGCGUCGACUUUUUUCGUUGUCGAUUCAACGACCACUCAGUUAAUAACUGCAUAGAGAGAGAGAGAGAGAGAGCGAUGCGUAUCCCAUCCCUAAAUGGUCCACGCACGACUUCAAAUGUAGCCAGCGACGCCACCCACUCCAGUGAACGACUAGCGAGGGGCCAGAGAAGUGGCCUAAUGGACUUCCUGAAGCUGCCGGAUCCACUAGCUCUGCCCAAGGGCGUAAGUGCCGGACAACGGCUGUUCAAACAGAAGUUCGAGCCCUUGUAGACCGCGCCAUAACCUACCGCCGAGCGCCGAGGGGAAAUCUGUGAAGGCGGUGCUGUUUCUAAGCGAGCUCGCUGAAGAGACUGUCGAUUUGUAGACGACGCACUUAGCUGCGCGAACGACGCUUUCCGCGUGGCCGUGCUGGCGAAGCUAAUUGCGCGAUUAUUUCAUAUUAAAGGAGUACGGGAGCGCAGAUGUUACGCUCGAGAUGAGCACGUUGGCAAGACUUGCACGCCUAAUUGAUAUGGCAUUUACCAUUCGAUGAAUACGCGCCACUUUACCUUCCGUCUUUUGUGUACUCAACAGUGCGUUUCUUGAUUGUUUUUCGAGCUAAGUGUUGUUGUUUGUAUGCGUCACUUUCGUUGUUGCUUUCGUUUUUUCUUCUUCUGUUUGCUGCGUAAUGUUGAAGUUGUAAAAUUUUGUGGCUCUCUUUAGUCUUGUAUUGUGAAGUAUGUUAUCUUGCGUUAUCUUGUAUAUUGAAGGAUGUUAUCUGGUGUUAAUUUGUUUUUCUGAAACCACGUAGCGGCUCCGCGUUGCCAAGUCCUGUAAUCGUAGGGGCCAUACUG